UGCUAGAAGAAACUUUUUUUAACUUUCCCGCGGUCGGUUGAUGUUGCAGGAACCGAAAUUCCAUCAAUAAUCCAUCAAUCAAGAGUGGUCAAGAAGAGAAAGAAAGACUUAACACUUCUUGGAUUCUUGUUCUCUGUUUCUGAAUAGCUCUCGUGCUCGUUAUUGCACACAACAAUGGAAGGUGGAGGCCAACAGGAGAUGACUAACAACGUGAUGUGCCUCUUAACUGAUCCUGAAGGCACACCUCUCGGAGCUCCCAUGUAUCUUCCUCAGAACGCCGGGCCACUUCAGCUCCAGCUGAUCGUCAACAAACUUCUCAAUAACGAGGAAAAAUUGCCUUAUUCUUUUUACAUAUCAGACCAGGAGCUUGUGGUGCAACUUGGAUCUUACCUGGAGAAAAACAAAGUUUCUGUUGAGAAGGCAUUACGAAUAGUUUACCAGCCGCAAGCAGUUUUCCGCAUUCGUCCUGUUAAUCGGUGUUCUGCAACUAUUGCUGGUCAUACAGAAGCUGUACUCUCUGUUGCCUUUAGUCCUGAUGGGCGACAAUUGGCCAGCGGUUCUGGUGACACUACUGUCCGAUUAUGGGACCUGAAUACUCAGACUCCAUUACACACAUGUGCAGGGCAUAAAAAUUGGGUUCUAUGUAUUGCUUGGUCACCUGAUUCUAAACAUCUUGUGAGUGGGAGCAAGGCUGGAGAACUUCAAUGCUGGGACCCACUGACCGGGAAGCCAUCAGGCAAUCAACUUAUUGGCCACAAAAAGUGGAUUACCGGUAUUUCUUGGGAGCCAGUACAUUUAAGAGCUCCAUGCCGUCGCUUUGUAAGUUCUAGUAAAGAUGGGGAUGCACGCAUAUGGGAUGUCUCAUUAAGGAAAUGCGUUAUGUGCCUAAGCGGCCACACUCUUGCAGUAACUUGUGUGAAGUGGGGUGGAGAUGGAAUGAUAUAUACGGGCUCUCAAGAUUGCACAAUCAAAGUAUGGGAAACUUCACAAGGGAAGCUGAUCCGUGAAUUGAAGGGUCAUGGCCAUUGGGUGAACUCUCUUGCAUUGAGCACUGAAUAUGUUCUUCGUACUGGGGCAUUUGAUAAUACUGGAAAACAGUAUUCAUCUCCGGAGGAAAUGAAAGAGGUAGCUCAACAACGGUAUGACAAAAUGAAAGGCAAUGCCCCAGAAAGGCUAGUUUCAGGGUCUGAUGAUUUCACCAUGAUCCUUUGGGAACCAGCUAUUAGCAAGCACCCUAAGGCUCGUUUGACAGGUCACCAACAGCUCGUGAACCAUGUUUACUUCUCACCUGAUGGUCAAUGGGUGGCAAGUGCCUCCUUUGACAAAUCUGUCAAGUUAUGGAAUGGUAUCACGGGAAAAUUUGUUGCAGUUUUUCGUGGGCAUGUGGGGCCUGUAUACCAAAUAAGUUGGUCUGCUGACAGUAGGCUUCUCUUAAGUGGAAGCAAGGACUCUACAUUAAAGGUUUGGGAUAUACGUACAAACAAAUUAAAACAGGACCUUCCAGGACAUGCUGAUGAGGUUUUUGCAGUGGAUUGGAGUCCAGAUGGUGAGAAGGUAGCCUCUGGUGGAAAGGACAGAGUAUUGAAACUGUGGAUGUGAAUUAGAUUGGUGGAAGGGGAGAGCUGGGGAGUGGCAACAUGAAUGGACGCCGUUGGACACACUGAUAGUAUGAAGAUGGGGGUAUCCACCAUAAAGGAUUUGGGUUUUUUUGGGAAUGAGAUUGGAGACCUUACUAUUGUAUGGGAAGGAUUGACGGAUACACACCAGUUGCAUGCCAACAGAAAGGAUUCGUCUUUUCAUGUCUGAAAUUUGUGCAAAAUUCUAUGUCGAUGGGUUUGAUAUGAAGCAAGUGCGGAACUGAAAUUGACCGGAUCUAACACAAAUGUUUUGAAGAUCCUGCAAAUCUGGAAUGAAUCCUCUUGGAUGAUGGGCUUCAAUUUGGGAAGAAUGGAAAUUACUAAUAA
Telopea speciosissima is the source of this 1964-nucleotide messenger RNA. Its product is annotated as notchless protein homolog. The transcript is spliced from 13 exons. Gene Ontology annotation, biological process: ribosomal large subunit assembly. Gene Ontology annotation, molecular function: protein binding. NCBI's taxonomy places the organism in Eukaryota, Viridiplantae, Streptophyta, Magnoliopsida, Proteales, Proteaceae. Gene Ontology annotation, cellular component: nucleolus. The record is from RefSeq and is a predicted model, not a curated record. Bases 175 to 1599 code for a protein of 474 amino acids.